Messenger RNA from Hyposmocoma kahamanoa, 2583 nucleotides. RefSeq lists its product as uncharacterized. Bases 4 to 2352 code for a protein of 782 amino acids. The transcript has 10 exons. Gene Ontology annotation, cellular component: chitin-based extracellular matrix. The record is from RefSeq and is a predicted model, not a curated record. Gene Ontology annotation, molecular function: structural constituent of chitin-based larval cuticle. Lineage: Eukaryota; Metazoa; Arthropoda; Insecta; Lepidoptera; Cosmopterigidae.
GGGAUGUUAACAGAUAUGCGGGGUUUCGCUGUUCUAUGUUUGUGCGUGACAGUGGCCGUCGCCGCUGAAACCGGAAGGAUUCAGCGGCAGGUGUUCCCUGCGGCGGCUGCGGACGCUAGUCGUUACAACCCGGGCAAAUACGAUGUAGGGCGUUACGAAGCUGGCCGUUACGACCCGGGUCGUUACAACCCCGGCAAAUAUGACAACUCCGGUCGCUACGUGCCUGACAAUUCAGGCGCUUAUAACGGUGAUCGUGGUGACCGCGGUGGUGCUGGCGGUUUUUACACUGGCUCUUCCGACCGCGGCGGUCCUGGUGGUUUCUACACUGGCUCUUCCGAUCGCGGUGGCCCCGGAGGCCCAGGAGGACCUGGUGGUAAAUAUGCAGGCCAAAACUACAACUCCGGCGGUGCUUCCAGUGGAAACCGCGGAAGCGUUGGUGGUCAAUAUACCGGAUCCGGUGCAGGUGUGGGGGUAAACUCUGGUGCCAAAGUGAGCGCAAACUCCGGAGCCAGAGUGGGCACUAGUAGUGGAGCUGCUUCUGUUUUCGGAGCUGGUGUUGGCUCUGGGGCGUCCAGUGCUUUUGCUACCGCCAACACCGGCCGCUUAGGCAGCGGCGCUGCAAGCAACAGUGGCAAAUACGACUACAAAUAUGGCAUCAUUCGUCAGGAAAACGACAACGAACCUGAUGGUUACCAUUACCUGUACGAGACUGAGAACACGAUCCUCAUGGAGGAAGCUGGUAAACUAGCGAAGAUUAACAAUGAGGAGUCGGCUAUGAGAGUGAAGGGCUUCUACGAGUUUACGGCUCCCGACGGUGUCACCUAUAGAGUAGACUACACGGCCGACGAAAAUGGUUUCCACCCUACUGGUGCUCACUUUGAAAGCUUUGCCAAUCGGCGUAAGGUACUCGCCGAUUAUUGCCCACGGUGCCCUAGACGUACAGAAAAGGAAGGGUACGUCGUAGGAUGUUGGGGAGAAUGGAUAGAUCUGUCUGAUAGAGCUAAAACGCGGAUCUUAAUAUUAUCACUAAGCACAGUCCUAUAUAGUUUACCGUAUGACAAUGGAAAGUAUAACCCCAUAAAGUAUAAAGUCUAUGAUGAUGGUAAAUACUACAGACCAGCGAAUGAAGGAAAAUACAUUCCUGGAGACGAAGGGCGCUACACCUACAUCUAUGUGCAAGGGUUGUAUCCUGUAGAUGAUGGAGACUAUAGAUAUGUCCACCAGGUGGGGCCAAAUGGUGACGGGGACAAUAGGUAUAUCCAUGAGAUUGGUCCAAAUGGUGGGGGUGGGGAUAGUGGUGGUUUUGGUGGGAACGGUGGGAAUGGUGCAGGAGGUGGAAAAGGUCCAGGUGGGCCGAAUGGUCCGGGUGGAUCAAGUGGAAGAAGCGGACCAAGCGGGCCAGGUGGACCAGGUGGGCCAGGCGGAUCAAGCGGUCCAGGCGGAUCAGGAGGGCCAGGUGGGCCUGGUGGAUCUCGUAACCAAUACAUAGGGAAAAGAACAUACGCUGAAAAAUUUCCUUAUAUAUACAAUGAUAUAAAAGCAUUGAUAGAUGAAUAUGUGUCUUACGAUUUUUUGACUUCAGAGGAAAGUUCAAAUAAUUUCAGUGAAGUGAUUGGUAACAAGAAAUUUGCUUUUAAAUGCAAAUGUCUAGAUCCUAAACCAAAACAAGAAGAAUUGGUAACACAAUAUUCUCCAAGAAUGCAUGUCAAGAAAGAAGAAAAACCCGGUUCAAUUUACAGCAUCAAGGGCACGAAGACAUUAAGUAAUCCAUCUAAUGUAUCAAACUCUCUUAUGAAAAAGCUAAAGUUAGAAUAUGAAUUAUUGGUUGUAGUGCUGGCGCUAGUUGGCGUACAGGUCAGCAGCGCCCAAGAUGACGGUCAGUAUCGUCCGCAUCUUUAUGGUGACGAUGGCAAGUAUCGGCCAAGAGAGCAUGGCGGCUACUACCAGUCCGGAUUUAGCAACUUCGGAUCCAACAGAAAAUACGCCUCAAUCAUCUCUAAUUUCCAACCAGCGUUUGCUUCUCCGUACGGAACCUUCAACGGUAUCGAGUUGGUCCCGGUCGCGUCAUCGGUGUAUGCAUCCAGAAUACAACCAGUUAUUCAGCGUUAUGCAUCCACUUCAGGCUCUGCUAGGAUUCUAAGACAAGAUCAGGACCAAGACGAAAAUAGUUAUCAUUACCUCUAUCAGACCGAGAAUGGAAUCAAUGCUGAAGAAUAUGGCAAAAUAGACCAAGGCACGAAAGCACGAGGUUUUUACGAAUACACUGGUGACGAUGGCCUUAAAUAUAGAGUUGACUAUAUCGCUGACGAUAACGGCUUCCAACCUUCUGGAGCACAUUUGCCAAAAAAAUAAUUUACUGACAACAACGAGUAUUAUGUUCCGAAAUACAAAGUUUAAUUAAUAAAGAUAUUUUUCUUUUACCAUAUUAACACAACAAAUACUGACAAAAGUGGUGUAUUCUGAGUAUAUUUUAUGAAAACGUAGUUCCUUGUUUUGUUUUUGACCUGGGUUGUAAAAGUUUUAUGAAGAAAUCUCUUGAAUUCUUUGAAUGUUUUUAUACGUUUUACCAAUUGUCGAAUAAGU